Messenger RNA from Ciona intestinalis (vase tunicate), 2902 nucleotides. NCBI's taxonomy places the organism in Eukaryota, Metazoa, Chordata, Ascidiacea, Phlebobranchia, Cionidae. The record is from RefSeq and is a predicted model, not a curated record.
AAGGAAAACAGAAUUUUGUUUAAGUUUAGGCUUGAAUAAUUGGAAUUUUGAUCAAAAUAAUGAAUAAAGUUCUGUAAUAGAAUCUUAUAUUGGUUCAGCAUCACAGUGAUUCUGCAGAUAUUGGACAAGUGAAACGCACCUGGUUAAAAUGUUGGAGGAAGAUUUAGAAAUUGCUGUAAAAGUUGUGGUGGUUGGAAAUGGAGCAGUGGGGAAGUCAAGCAUGAUACAACGAUACUGUAAAGGCAUCUUCACUAAAGAUUACAAGAAAACUAUCGGGGUUGACUUCCUUGAAAAGCAGUUGAGGUUAAACGAUGACGAUGUCAGGUUAAUGUUGUGGGAUACAGCAGGCCAGGAGGAAUUUGAUGCACUUACAAAAGCUUAUUACAGAGGGGCUCAAGCAUGCGUGUUGGCGUUUUCCACGACCGACCGAAACUCAUUUGAAGCUGUUGAAAACUGGAAGAGCAAAGUUGAGGAAGAAGUUGGGCCAAACAUCCCAAUCGCUCUUGUGCAAAACAAAAUUGACUUGCUUGAUGAUGCAGUUGUAGAGCAGCACGAAGCUGAGGGAUUGGCGAAAAGACUGAAGUUGAGAUUUUACAGAACUUCUGUUAAAGAAGACUUGAACGUAGAUGAAGUGUUCAAGUAUCUUGCAACGAAACACAUCCAAAAGAUGAGACAAGAAGGUGAGAAAGAAUCGGAACCAACUACAGUUCAACCUAUAAGACAAAUUGGUUUGUUCACUAGUACAGGCAGUGCUUCAAAAUCGAAUAAUAACAACGGGGACUCAGGAAACAUUGGGGGUGAGACCAUCACCCUUCAACCCAGCAAAUCUAGGGUGCCGUCAAAAUCAAAAAAUAUUUUUUCAAGAUGCAAAGUGUUCUGAAUAAUGUUGUACUUUGGCUUUGAAUGAGUUGUGUUUUAAUCUAAAUAAGCAUACGGAGCUUGUUUUAACUUAAUUUUUUUUGUGACAUUUUGGACCAGUGGGACACAGGCCAGAUUUUUUUGAAAAAAUUUGGCCAGAUUCUGUAUUUUUUUUUGACUAAGGAUGCAUAUUACAGAGUAUUUAACUAUUCUAAAAUUCUGAAUUGUGCAUCCCUAGUUUUAACCUAAAUAAGUACACCAGGCUUGUGUAUGAUAAGUUAAAUUUUGUUGCGGCUUUUUGGGCCAGCAGUGGAAAAAAUUGCUCAUAUUUACACGACAGAUUUUGUCUUUAAUUUGACCUUAGGCAAUGCUUGUAAUAAUACACUAAUGGCUGAAGGAAAUACUUUUCUAUAUCAAAAAUUUUCUAUAUCCAGAAUAUAAAGUUUGAUUUGCCUGUGAGCUCUAUUUUCUUUACCCUGGUUGAGACAAUAUUUCCAAACAAGCAAACCAGUAUUUUCCACAAAUUUUAAACCAUACAUUUUUUCUUCUCUUGCAGCCCUUUUUUUUUCUUCUCUUGCAGCCCUUUUUUUACACUAAUAGCCAAAUAUAUGAAAGAUUUGAUGCCAACUUUUCAUGUUCCUAUUUGUAAAAUUGUGCUUUUACCAAAACCUAGUUUCUCAGUGACGAAAAAUCACUUCUAUUUUUGCGAGUUUUGUUUUACUGCACUGGACUAUUACGUGGCCCCUUUUUUUAAAUUUUUUUUUUACGGUGCUUUUUAAUUAAAAAGUUUUCUGUAUGCCAAAUAUUUUUAUCUCACUUAUAACUUGAGCUGACUUUAUUUUUGUGGCACAUUCUGCACUUUGUUUAUAUUUUAGCUUUUGAGUUAUACAGACCAGUCAAAAAAUGGGUUUUGGAUUUUAAAAUGCCGUCCCAGUGGUCACUGCUUUAAAACUCUUGAAAUAUUUGAUUUUUUGAAAAAAUAAUUCCAAUUAAAACCGCACUAAUCCAUUAAUAGCAUCCCAGUAUUAUUGUUUUCGCAUAAAAAUAACAUUUUUUUUCAAUAAUUACCAAAUAAAUUUAGAAAUUUGGAAAUAUGUAAAGUUUUUCAUUUCCUAAACUAUGUUUUAUGUACUAAAUUAAAGCCUAAAAUUUUAUAAAUAAUAUUUAAAAUACGUAAUUUUUACAAAGUUUUAAAGUAAAAACAAUUACAUGUUUGCCGAAUUUGUCUAAAAUUCCGUGUGAAAGUUUAAUUGGCAAUUUUUUUAUGUUAUAUAUUUUUUUAAAUUAAUUACCAGCUAAAGCUACCUUGUACUUUCAUGCUUUAAAAGUGUUAAAAAUCUUCUAAUGUUUGUUACAUUCGAAAUAUUGCGUCUGCUUACGCGCGUGUAUUCUUAUUUCUUAUACUCCAAAGCGAAAUUUGAAUUUUCAUCUUAAUUAUUUGCUGCACUCUAUUAUAAAUUGGUACAAUUUUUUUGAUUAGCGUUAAAAUUGUGUUAUGUACUGCGUUCCAAAAUCGAUAAAUUGAUUCUUUUUUAAUUUAUCAUCGACCAAACGAACACAAAAUAAGUUUUAAAAAGGUGGUUUUUAACAAGUCAUAAAAAAACGUACGUAUUGUACAAAUUUUACAAAUUUGGAAAAUGUGAGCAAAUUUUUUUGUUUAAAAUAGAAGUAAUUUAUUUUGUUUUAGUAGAUUUUGUGCGUUUAAAAUUGCAGUCUGGCGGAAAAAAGGUUUUUAUAUAGUCGUAAACUGGUACAUACGAGAUUUUUAAAUUAACUGGCAAACGUUUAAGAACCACUGUUUUAAACUUACAGUUUUAAAACCGUUUUUGUUAUCGUGAACAUUUACUCAAAAAUGCGCUUUUACGCUCGUUUUUAUUUAUACUGACAAAAUUAAUUAAUAUUUAAUUUGCAAACAAUUUAAUAAUAAACAACAUAUAUAGUAGGCUUAUGUAUUAAUAGACAUCUAAUUUAAUUCUGUGCAUUUUCCCAAGAAUCGGUGACGUAACAAUUAUAAUGUAUUACGUAAUAAAACUGAUCUACGUCA